Aspergillus wentii DTO 134E9 is the source of this 418-nucleotide messenger RNA. RefSeq lists its product as uncharacterized. The transcript has a single exon. Bases 120 to 356 code for a protein of 78 amino acids. The record is from RefSeq and is a predicted model, not a curated record. Lineage: Eukaryota; Fungi; Ascomycota; Eurotiomycetes; Eurotiales; Aspergillaceae.
GCCAAGGCUUAUUUAACUACGAUCGAAUCGUUCUCUACCGUUGCAAUCUCCUUCGAUAUCGAACACGGUUAUAGACCAUCAUAUAUGCUCCCCUUCAUGAGAUCCCUAGGCUUGCUCCCAUGUCGCGCCAAUAUUCGUCAAUCUCGAGUACGUUGUCACAUCGGCGUUCAAGUCUAUCGGCACUAGCAAUGUUCCAUGGCCAACCUGCUAGACUACUUUCCCUCCAAAGUUAUUGCUGCUGCUGCAAAUCGAUAGCCACGCCGCACUGUCGAGAUGGGCAGAAAGAAACAUCCAAGCCAACUUACUGCAGGGCGAACCGCUCAAUGUUUGAAGGCCCAUUUAGCCGCAUAAUAUGAGGAAGGUCACUAUGCGAAGACAAGUACAAGCUGGGUAUUUGGACUUUUCAUUCCAUCUUUCA